Molecule: messenger RNA, 714 nt
Organism: Cladophialophora carrionii CBS 160.54
Lineage: Eukaryota; Fungi; Ascomycota; Eurotiomycetes; Chaetothyriales; Herpotrichiellaceae
Exons: 1
Coding region: 1-714 (237 amino acids)
Molecular function (GO): oxidoreductase activity
Source: RefSeq, a predicted model, not a curated record
AUGUCGUACGAAUCCUUCUUCGCCUCCCGGGUCUACGCCAUCACCGGUGGGGCCAGCGGGAUCGGGCUCGCCACGGCGCGCCUCCUCGUGCAAUACGGCGCCAGUGUGUCCAUUGCCGACAUCCACGUGCGCGCGCCCGAGGAGCUAUUCGCGACCGGCGGCGGCGACGACACCACCCACGCCACCGCGCUGAGCCAACGCGUGCGUGUGCACAAAGUCGACGUGCGCUCGAGGCAGGACGUCGACGCCUGGAUCGCGGACACGGUGCGCGCGUUUGGCCGGCUCGACGGCGCGGCGAACCUCGCCGGCACGAUUCCUCGGGACCAUAAUGUCGGGGGUGUCGAGGAUAUGGAUGACGAGCAGUGGCGAUUCGUCAUGGACGUCAAUGUCUAUGGGGUGAUGAAUUGUAUGCGUGCAGAACUUGGGGCGUUGGGGAGAGCGGAGGGUACAAAUGUGUCAACGGUAGGGGAAGGGAAAGGGGAAGGGGAAACGAUGAACGCGCCACACGAUCCGGCAGAGGCGACGACGACGACGACGACGACGACGACGCGCGACCACUUUAGUAUCGUCAACGCGGGGAGUGGGUUGAGUGUGCGCGGCCGGGAAUACACGAGCGCGUAUACGGCGAGUAAGCAUGCGGUGUUGGGCCUGACGAGGUGUGCGGCCAAGGAGGUGGGCAAGAAGGGGGUGCGCGUGAACUGUAUUGCCCCGUAA